Molecule: messenger RNA, 8027 nt
Organism: Danaus plexippus (monarch butterfly)
Lineage: Eukaryota; Metazoa; Arthropoda; Insecta; Lepidoptera; Nymphalidae
Gene: zip
Product: myosin heavy chain, non-muscle
Exons: 27
Coding region: 478-6384 (1968 amino acids)
Cellular component (GO): myosin complex
Molecular function (GO): ATP binding; cytoskeletal motor activity; actin filament binding
Source: RefSeq, a predicted model, not a curated record
UGAUAUAUUUAACGGUUUUAGUCAGAAUUUUAGAAUUUAGUCUCUUCACACCUUGACAUAUUGGAGAAAGAAAUAAAAUCUCAAUUCUCACUUAUUUGGAGUGGUUUGUGAAAUGUGACCAUUGUUUUUACUGAACACGUACUUUAGUUACAAGUUUAAAUAAAAGUUAAGUGUAUGUUAAGGACAGUUUGAAUUAGUUACUCGUAGUUACCGUCCAAUUGUACAACGAAAAGCUCGUAUAAUAUUUCGAACAGAAGGUGAAUUCGGGCGUCGACCGGUCCAUCCCUCCUACUUGUAACCGUUGCUGUCACUCGUGUCAGUCCAAAUCGUCAUUUCGUACGUGUCGUGCUACCGGGUAAGACGAGCAUUUCGGUGGUUUCCAACAACGUGUUGUGUAGUGUCGGUCUGUGGGACCGUUUAAUGUGGUAUUCAGUGCCGGUGUUAGGGUAUCGCAAGGGUCGCGCGUGAUUCGGCGCGAUGGUGGAUAUGGAUAGGAACGACCCGGAGCUCCGGUACCUGUCGGUCGAUCGGAACAGUUUCAACGACCCCGCGACGCAGGCCGAAUGGACUCAGAAGAGACUAGUGUGGGUGCCCCAUGAGACUCAUGGCUUCGUGGCCGCUGGCAUCAAGGGCGAGCGGAGGGAUGAAGUGGAAGUGGAGAUCGCGGAGUCCGGGAAGCGGAUGUUGGUGCCCAUCGACGACAUCCAGAAGAUGAACCCGCCCAAGUUCGACAAAGUCGAGGACAUGGCUGAGCUCACCUGCUUAAAUGAAGCCUCCGUUCUUCACAACAUCAAAGACAGAUACUACUCCGGAUUGAUAUAUACAUACUCUGGUCUCUUCUGCGUGGUGGUCAAUCCGUACAAGAAGCUGCCGAUCUACACGGAGAAGAUAAUGGAGCGUUAUAAGGGCAUCAAACGCCACGAGGUACCACCGCACGUGUUCGCAAUCACCGACACAGCAUACCGCUCCAUGCUGCAAGAUCGCGAGGACCAGUCCAUCUUGUGUACCGGCGAGUCCGGUGCCGGCAAGACCGAGAACACCAAGAAAGUGAUACAGUACCUCGCGUACGUCGCAGCCUCCAAGCCCAAAGGCUCGGGCGCGGGACCUUCGCCGCAGUUGAUCAUAGGCGAAUUAGAACAACAGCUGCUUCAAGCCAAUCCUAUCCUCGAAGCGUUCGGUAACGCCAAGACAGUCAAGAACGACAAUUCAUCGCGUUUUGGUAAAUUCAUUAGAAUUAACUUCGACGCGUCCGGUUUCAUAGCUGGAGCUAAUAUUGAAACCUAUUUACUGGAGAAGUCGAGAGCCAUCAGGCAGGCGAAGGACGAGCGGACGUUCCACAUCUUCUAUCAGCUGUUAGCGGGCGCGACCUCUCAGCAGAAGGCGGAGUACAUACUAGAAGACCCCAAAAGCUAUCCCUUCCUCACGAACGGCGCGCUGCCGGUGCCGGGCAUCGACGACGCCGCGGAGUUCCAAGCCACCAUCAAAUCCAUGCACAUCAUGGGCAUGAACAACGAAGACUUCAACUCGAUAUUCAGAAUCGUCUCAGCGGUCCUGCUGUUCGGCUCGAUGCAGUUCAAACAGGAGAGGAACUCGGAUCAGGCCACGUUGCCUGAUAAUACUGUUGCACAGAAAAUUGCUCAUUUGCUAGGUCUUUCUGUGACAGAAAUGACAAAAGCUUUCCUCAAGCCGCGGAUUAAAGUGGGUCGUGAUUUCGUCACCAAAGCACAAACUAAAGAACAGGUGGAGUUCUCUGUCGAGGCUAUCGGCAAGGCUUGCUACGAACGUCUCUUCAGAUGGCUGGUCAACAGAAUCAACAGGUCGCUGGACAGAACGAAGAGGCAGGGCGCAUCGUUCAUAGGGAUCCUCGAUAUGGCCGGUUUUGAAAUAUUCGAACUGAACUCCUUCGAACAGCUGUGUAUUAAUUACACGAACGAGAAGCUGCAACAGCUCUUCAACCACACCAUGUUCAUCCUCGAACAGGAGGAGUACCAGAGAGAAGGCAUCGAAUGGAAAUUCAUCGACUUCGGUCUGGACUUGCAGCCGACGAUCGACCUCAUCGACAAACCCAUGGGCAUCAUGGCCUUGCUCGACGAGGAGUGCUGGUUCCCCAAGGCGACGGACAAGACGUUCGUCGAGAAGCUCGUGUCGUCACACUCCGUACAUCCGAAAUUCAUGAAGACGGAUUUCAGAGGCGUCGCUGACUUCUCCAUCAUACACUACGCGGGGAAAGUUGAUUACUCGGCCGCCAAGUGGCUCAUGAAGAAUAUGGAUCCUCUGAACGAGAACGUGGUGUCGCUGCUGCAGUCCUCGCAGGAUCCCUUCGUGUGCCACAUUUGGAAGGACGCCGAAAUAGUCGGCAUGGCGCAGCAAGCGAUGACCGACACGCAAUUCGGCAAGAGAAUAAGGAACGGGAUGUUCAGAACGGUCUCCCAACUGUACAAGGAACAGUUGACGAAGUUGAUGGCAACGCUGAGGAACACGAACCCGAACUUCGUCAGGUGUAUCAUACCGAACCACGAGAAGAGGGCCGGCAAGAUAGAGGCGCCCUUGGUCUUGGACCAGUUGCGCUGCAACGGUGUGCUCGAAGGUAUUAGGAUUUGCCGUCAAGGUUUCCCCAACAGGAUCCCGUUCCAGGAGUUCAGACAGCGCUACGAGCUCCUCACGCCGAACAUCAUCCCGAAAGGCUUCAUGGACGGCAAAAAGGCGUGCGAGCAAAUGAUAGAGGCGUUGGAACUAGACCACAACCUCUACCGCGUCGGUCAAUCCAAGAUCUUCUUCAGAGCUGGAGUGCUGGCGCAUCUGGAGGAGGAGAGAGACUACAAGAUAACCGACCUCAUAGUGAACUUCCAAGCCUUCUGCAGGGGAUUCCUGGCGAGAAGAAACUAUCAGAAGAGAUUGCAGCAGCUGAGCGCUAUAAGGAUCAUCCAAAGAAACUGCGCCGCCUACCUCAAGCUGAGGAACUGGCAGUGGUGGAGGCUGUACAUUAAAGUGAAACCUCUGCUAGAAGUGACGAAGCAGGAAGAGAAGUUGACUCAGAAGGAGGAUGAGCUGCGCCUGAUCCGCGAACAGCUGGAUUCCCAGCUGAAGUUGUGCCAAGAGUACGAAGCCAAGUACCAGCAGGCUAGCGUCGAGAAGACCGAGCUCGCUGAGCAGUUACAGGCGGAACUUGAGCUAUGCGCUGAAGCCGAGGAGUCCCGCGCUAGGGCGGCCGCCCGCAAGCAAGAGCUGGAGGAGCUGCUGCAUGACCUGGAAGGAAGGAUAGAGGAGGAGGAGGAGCGGUGUGUAGCGCUGCAGCAGGAGAAGAAGAAGCUACAGCUGAACAUACAGGAUGUGAUGGAACAGCUGGAGGAGGAGGAGGCAGCUCGUCAGAAGCUGCAGCUGGAGCGUGUCCAGUGCGACGCCAAGAUCAAGAAGCUGGAGGAGGACCUGGCGCUCAGUGACGACACCAACCAGAAACUCCUCAAGGAGAAGAAGGUCCUAGAAGAGAGAGCUAACGAUCUCUCACAAGCACUCGCCGAGGAAGAAGAGAAGGCUAAACAUCUGAGUAAGUUGAAAGCGAAACAGGAGUCUGCUAUUGCUGAGCUGGAGGAAAAACUAUUGAAGGACCACCAAUUAAGGCAAGAAGUGGACAGAACCAAGAGAAAGCUGGAGACAGAGCUCCAGGACGUUAAGGAACAACUGGUGGAGAGGAAGGCGCAGCUCGAAGAACUGCAGAUUGUACUCAAGAAGCGCGAGGAGGAAUUAGUGGCGGCCAACGCACGGGCCGACGAGGAAAGCUCACAAAGGAACAACGCACAGAAAGCGGCCCGGGAGGCCCAGGCGGCGCUGGACGAGGCACGGGAAGACCUGGACCAUGAGCGGGCUGCCAGGAGUAAGGCGGAGAAGCUCCGGAGAGACCUCAACGAGGAACUGGAAGCUUUGAAGAGCGAACUGCUGGACUCUCUCGACACCACAGCCGCCCAGCAGGAGCUGCGGUCCAAAAGGGAGCAGGAGGUGGCGGUCCUCAAGAAGUCGCUGGAGGAAGAGGCCGGCGCUCAUGAAGCGGCGCUGGCGGACCAGCGACACAAGCACUCGCAGGAGUUGCAGCUGCUCAACGAACAGCACGAACAACUCAAGAAGGCCAAGGCCGGUCUGGAGAAGGCCAAGCAAGUUCUGGAAGCUGAGAAUGCAGACCUGGCGACCGAGUUGAAGAGCGCCAGCGCCGCACGCGCUGAGAGCGAGAGGAGGAGGAAACAGGCUGAAGCUCAGCUACAGGAAGUGGCCGCUAAACUACAGGACGUGGACAGAGCCAGGGCGGAAUUGGCGGAGCGCUGCGUGCGGCUGCAGAGCGAAUCGGAGCAGGCGCUGCAGCAGCUGGAAGCCGCUGAGCUGAAGGCGUCCGCCGCAGCCAAACAGGCCGCCACCGCCGGCGCCAACCACGUGGAACUACAGGCCCAGCUCGAGGAGGAGACGAAACAGAAGCUGUCGCUGCAGACGAAGCUGCGAGCUGUGGAGCAACAGCUGGAACAGGCCAGGGACCAGCUGGACGAGGAGGAGGAGGCCAAGGGCAACCUGGAAAAACAGGUCGCAAUGCUAACCCAACAAGUGGCCGACGCCAAGAAGAAGGCGGAAGAGGAAGCGGAAGUCGCCGCCGCCCUCGAGGAACAGAGGAAGAAGCUCAGCAAGGACGUGGAGGCACUGCACUGUCAGCUGGAGGAGAAGCAACAGGCCAAUGACAAGAUAGAGAAGAGUAAAAAGAAGAUUCAGGAGGAGCUGGAGGACGCCAACAUAGAACUGGCGGCGCAGCGAGCCAAAGUGCUGGAGCUGGAGAAGAAACAGAAGAACUUUGAUAAGGUUGUUUCUGAGGAACGUGCCGUGGCCGAGAGGAACGCGGCCGAAAGGGACGCAGCGGAGAGGGAGGCUCGGGACAAGGAGACACGAGUCCUUUCACUCACCAGAGACCUGGACCAAGCCGCCGAGAAGAUCGAGGAGUUGGAGCGUUCCAAGCGCCUCCUGCAGUCGGAACUGGACGAGCUGGCCAACACGCAGGGGACAGCCGACAAGAACGUGCACGAGCUGGAGAAGGCCAAGAGGGCGCUGGAGUCACAGCUGGCCGAGCUAAAGGCGCAGAACGAGGAGAUCGAGGACGACCUCCAGCUCACCGAGGACGCCAAGCUGCGCCUCGAGGUCAACAUGCAGGCUAUGAGGGCGCAGUUCGAGAGGGACCUGCAGGCUAAGGAGGAGGCCGGCGAGGAGAAGCGCCGUGGCAUAGUGAAGCAGCUGAGAGAGCUGGAGGCGGAGCUGGAGGAGGAGCGGAAACAGAGAGCAGCCGCCGCCGCCAACCGGAAGAAGAUGGAGGCCGACCUCAAGGACGCCGAGCAGGCGCUACAUCUGGCCAACAAGGUGAAAGAGGACGCGGUAAAGCAAGCGAAGAAACUGACGGCUCAGCUCAAAGAGGCCGUGCGAGAGGCGGAGGAGGCGAGGGCCGGGAGGGAAGAGGCCGCGGCCACCUCCAGGGAGGCCGAGAGGCGCGUCAAGGCGUUAGAGGCUGAGGCGCUACAGCACGCGGAGGAGCUGGCGGCCGCAGAGAGAGCCCGCAGGCACGCAGAAGUCGAGAGAGACGACCGCGACGACGAGCUCACCGCCGCCGCCGCCAAGGCGACUCUUCUUAUUGACGAGAAGAAACGUCUAGAAGCGAGAAUAACAGCUCUGGAGGAAGAUUUGGAUGAGGAGCAGUCGAACAACGAGAUUCUCAACGACAGACUCAGGAAGGCUCAGAACCAAAUCGACCAGCUGACGAUGGAGCUGGGCACAGAGAAGGCGGCCACACAGAAACUGGAGAGCAGCAAACUGGUGCUGGAGAGGCAGAACAAGGAGCUGAAGGCCAAGUUCGCUGAACUGGAGACCUCGGGCCGGGCCAAGACCAAGAGUAUGAUCACGUCCUUGGAGCUGAAGGUCCAGAACUUGGAAGAACAGCUCGAAGCGGAGUCCCGCGAGCGACUCGCCCAGCAGAAGGCCUCGAGGAAGCUGGACAAGAAGAUGAAGGAACUGGCGCUACAGCUGGAGGAGGAGAGGAGGCACUCCGACCAGUACAAGGAACAGAUCGAGAAGAUGAACAGCCGCGUCAAGACGCUGAAGCGCGAGGUGGACGCCGCGGACGAGGAGGUGCAGAGAGAGAGGGCCGCCAAGAGGAAGGCGCAGAGAGAGCUGGACGACCUACUGGAAGCGCAGGAGACGCUCUCCAGGGAGUGCACCAACCUGCGCAACAAACUCAGGCGUCAAGGCGGUCCGAUGUUGUCCGGGGCGUCGUCCGGUCGUGUGAAGCGCUCGUCCCUGGCCCCGGGGGGAGCCUCCGGGGACGAAUCCUUCGACGACGGCACCGACGCCGCCAACUCGCUCGAGUGAAACAACACACCGAUAGAUGGCGCCGACGGAAAUACCGACCUUACACUCCGAGCGCUCGACACUGCUAACGGUCCUGUGUCGAGGACUCGAACAAUAUAUACUGUCGUUUUAGUCUAUGCUUUCUUAUUGUAUCGCGCGGUUCUUGAUUAUUAUAUUGUAUCGUUUCCUCCGACGCCAUCUCCUAGUUUCGAAGUGUAUUUAUCAAGCUUACGAUAAUCUCGUCUGAAAAAAAAAAAUGUAUAAGGUAUGAAAUUUUAUGUAAUUAAUUUUUCGGCCAAAGGAUUUGACAUUUUUGUAACAUGAUAAAGUAACGGAGUGCUAAGUACAAUGCCGUGUGGAAAGGAAUCGCGCCGCUCUCGGCCCGCGUGUCCCCGCGCGCCACACGACUGUCUAUAUCCGUUGGCUGUAACGGUCGAGUGAGGCGACGCCCGACCGCAUCCGCGUUCAGUUCGUAUUAAGUUUGUUUUCUCCUUUGUCACACUAAACGGUGGAAUAUAAAAUUUUUGAUACGUUUGUACAUAACGAUAAGCUAACGAUAUACGUCGAGGGAGCCUCGCCUCCGCUGUGACCGGGCCGUGUUUCCCGACUGUAUUUUGGUGCUCGUUUUUGAAAUUGCAUUUUACUUGCGAUGUGUUUCCUCGCGGUCUGUUUGUGGACGGUUUUUAUGAAUUUGUUUUCCGAGUUUUUUACACUGCGAACUCUCGUCCAGCCUAAGGCGGAACCAGCAAUCCCUCAGUAUUAGUAUCGUGAACAUUCCUCGCGCCGGUCCCGACGAGAUCGGCUGAUAAAUUAAACUAAUUGGUGAUAUUGUAAUGAAUUUUGUUUUUUUUUUCUGAAGCCCCCGAGUAUUAUUAUUUGUGUCAAAUUACACGUCUGGUGUUGCAUUUAUCGCGACUGAGCGGAAAGACUGUUGCGACAAUAUUUUAUAUCCUUGACAUUUUUCAGAUAUAUAUUUUUUUUGGGUCGUUGGGUAUAUCGUAGCCGGGUGAGGUCACCGGCUCGCCCCCCCCCCCUCCCUCUCCCAGCAAGUGUAUAUAAUGUCAGUGGUGUGCACUGAUCGCUUAGUUGCCAUAACAUUUUAAUCGUAGUUGUAAGUCGUCAGUCUCAACCGACGUUCGAGACGUGUUGGUAAUAUUCUCCGCGCUUGUACUUACUGGUGUUUUCUAAAGAUUUAUUUUUUAUUUUUGGUUAUAUUUUUUUUACAAGUUAAUACGAAUGGUGUAUUACCUCACGCCGACGAGCGUCCCAAUCGUCUGUUGAUCACUAUGCCGCCGGCGAGCCGCGUGUCUGUGUACACGCGCGUCGGUUCGCCCGGUUUAUAGAUGUAGGUAAAACAUAGUAAUACAUUGUGGCCUUAGGUCGCGGACGCCGCGUCGUCUUGGGACUAGUGUUUUGUAUCGCGCCUUUUAUUAUCGUACCCCGAGUCUUGAUUGAUGUCUUGACCCUUUUUUAUGAUAUAGUUUUGUUUCUGAAUAAUAAUAUAAAAAAAAAUUAAAUGUAAGAAAACCAUUGAAGCAUAAACAUAUUUUACAUAAAUAUUAUAUUUAAUUAUUAACAAUAUUGAUAAUUGUAAAAUUGGCCAUAGGUUGUAACGAGUUAUCGGUUGGCAUGCCAAUUAAACAAUUUUUCAUGAUUUUUAAUAA